Molecule: messenger RNA, 7265 nt
Organism: Maniola jurtina (meadow brown)
Lineage: Eukaryota; Metazoa; Arthropoda; Insecta; Lepidoptera; Nymphalidae
Gene: inaE
Product: diacylglycerol lipase-beta
Exons: 15
Coding region: 912-2966 (684 amino acids)
Biological process (GO): lipid metabolic process
Source: RefSeq, a predicted model, not a curated record
UUUAGGUACUUAAAUUAGUUUUUUGUUAAAGUAUCUGCAAUUGCAAAUGUUUACCUAUAUACAUGUUUUUAAUAUGAAAUCAUAUAAGUAACAAAUACUAGCAAAGGUGGUCCAAUGUUUGAUAUAAUAUUGCACGCGCGAUUAUGAAAACUUGUAGUUCCACUUAGUAGUUUCUCUUCGCUCUGUCACUUGGUCCUUACAAGCUGUCUGUCUACAUGAGCAGCGAAGGAAAAUAAAUGAUUUGGCGGCUGUGUUUGGCGGUAACCGCUUCGUCUCGGUUCGGAAUACUUCGGGGAAAUUGCUUGCAGGCAGAGGUAAAAUGUCGUAAGUGAACGGGUUUUGCGCUGUGCGGACGGUCUACGGAGUCGGACCACAGUUCGAGACUCGGGGCAUUCUGUUUGGCAUGAUUCUCGGGCUCGGCAUAAGGCAGCCGUUCGCCGGCUGACGCGGACCUAAUACAUUGUUACCGCGCACUUUGCUACCCAUUGUAAACAAAACAGAUGACAGAAAACUCUCUCUUUGCUAUUAAAAACAAGUACAAAAACGUCUCAGAACCUAGCAAACGCGUUGUAGUGCACAAUUUUUACUUAUAAACUCGGAAAAUCUAGAUGACCAGCCACAGUGAAUUUAGUGAGUUGCAAUAAUCAUGCCAGGUUAGAAGGUGUAUUUUGGUGCGGUGUUUUAAGUGAAAGUAGCUCAGAUAUUGCUGUUUUUGUGUGUGAUUUCGUAUAACUGUUACUGUGAUCGUGGAUUAUAAAGGCUGAGUGAAUCGUUUUAAUGUAAGUUUAAGACUGGACAUGAAGGACAGCCAGAUAAUUCUUUGAAAGCGAAGACAUGGUUGAGUCUCUAUAGCUGAUACCCUCGUGGCAGUUUCUCUCGUCGACAUCUGGUUCAUGAUCAUCUAAUAUAGGAUGCCGGCGCUCCGGCUCCUGGGGCGUAAAUGGCUGGCCGCCUCGGACGAUCUCGUAUUUCCGAGUAUAUUCGAACUUCUAUUCCGAUUCGUCUGGCUAGUCCUUAUCGCCCUGGUAGUGGAGGUCCUGUAUCCUAUAACAUGGCAGUGCCAGACGGAGGGCUGGCACGGCGGCUCCUUCGUGCGGCUGUACCUGUGCGGCACGCUGACGCUGCAAGCCUGCCUGAUGCUGCUGCUAGCGGCGCUGGCGCAACAGUCCGCAAGAGGCACCAUCACAGAGACCGACGUCAGAAAGCUCGUCUCACCUUUAUUGUUACUUAAAGUAUUUUUAGUGUUGCCCGAAGUUGGGUUGAAUGUAAUGGGGACCAUGUGGAUGUUCUGUGAAGUCAUAGAGUGUACUGUAAAGGAUAAGUUUUCUAGUAUUGUUAUACAAAGUAUAGUCCUAUUCAAUUGGGUCCAACUAGCCCUGACCGUGUUCGGUUUGUUCAUGGUGUUCGAUCCGCUAGGCUCAGUCAAUUAUGGCGAUAUGCAGGACACACCAAACCAGGUCCGACACCAUAGAAAAGUGACUGGCUUAUGGUCAAGAAGGUUCAGGUGGGCCUUCUGCUGGUUAAAGAGAGAUGAACAUGGGAAGGAGGCCUUUCAGCAGGUUGCUGCACUACUCAGCGCUUUAUUCAGAUCAACAGACCUAGUUCCAUCAGACGUGGUAGCUGGCUGCGUCCUCCUCCGCGUGCGUCAAAAGCGCGAGACGAGGGAGAUGCGACGGAUACAGAUGCUCAAUGACGAGGAGCCAAUUUACACCACUGACGUCAACAAAGUAUUCUCAGAAACACCACCUUGGAUGAAUCUGGACGACGCGUUACACUACCUCAGGCUUUCGAUAGCCGCGUACGGGUGGCCAUACGUUUUGUACCGACACUGUUUUACUGGUUUCUGCAAACUGGCGCGACACUUGACCUGUUGUUGUUGUAGACCAAAGAACUCAAUAGUGACAGACGACAAUUGCUGCCUGUGUCACUUCGCCGGAGUCAAGUACAUGUCGAAGCUCUCCGCCGAUGAUAUCAUAUUUGCAUCAUUCAACAACCGCGUCUUUGAGUUACCGUUUUGCGUGAUAGCGGAUCACGAUCGCGAGAGCAUAGUGGUGGCAGUUCGGGGAUCAAUAUCGUUGAGAGACAUAUUCACGGAUUUCACGGCCGGGUCGGAAAAAUUUGAAGCAGAUGGUUUACCAGAAGACACAGCAGCGCAUAAAGGCAUGUCCAUGGGCGCCGCCAAAAUGCUGAGGCGGCUUAUGCCGGUACUUGACAGAACUUUCCAGCAGUUCCCUCAUUAUGAUCUUAUACUAACAGGACACAGCCUCGGUGCAGGAGUGGCAGUAUUAGUGGCGCUAAAAUUAAGGCCAAAAUAUCCUCAUCUAAAAGUGUUUGCGUUUUCAACACCAGCGGGCCUUAUAAGCCGCGAAGCAGCCCGGUUUACGGAAAGUUUUGUGCUGUCAAUCGGCGUGGGCGACGACCUGGUGAUGCGACUCAGCGUGCACAGUAUAGAGAACCUGCGAACUAAAGUCAUACAGACUAUACAUGCUACCAAACUACCUAAGUACCGGAUAAUGCUGAACGGCUUCGGCUACGCGCUGUUCGGCGUGCCGGCGCGCGACCUGGAGUCGACGUGGCGGCGGCCCGAGGACCUGGAGGCGAACAACUCCGACGACUCGGACGCGCUGCUCGUGCAGGGCGUCUCCACCGUGAGUGCUGAGGCGGCGCUAGUGUCGAGGAACGUGUUCGCGCGGCGGUUUUCCUCGGCGCGCCUGUUCACAGCCGGCAGGAUCUUGCACAUUGUUCGGCGCAAGCGCAUGGGGAUCGAAAACAAUGAAUCGGAUGAGGAAAGAAAAGUGCGCACGCAGGAACCUACAUACGAGAUGCGGUGGGCAUGUCCUGAGGACUUCAUGGAACUACAAGUGAUGCCUAGGAUGCUGCUCGACCACUUGCCGGAGAAUGUGCACCGUACGAUACAAACGGUGAUAGAGGAAAAACACUCGUACCGUGUUACUCACGUAGUUUAAGCUUUAAGUGAUAUUUAGUAUGAACGUACAACAUUUGGUUGUAAUAGCUAUGAAAUAAAUCUCAGAAUCGUUACGAUAAUGAUAACGGAGGAAGAGAAUCUCAUAUAAGCAUGGUUAAGUGGGUCUCAUUCCAACUGUUAGAUUGUCAGUACAGCAAUCAGGAGCGUAGCAGGAUUAUGUGACCAAAUGAUAGUCUCGAGAAAUCAAUUUUAUCAUUAAAAAAAAACUCGAGUCACCGAAACUUAAUUUACAUAUUAGUUCCUUAUUAGGAUUCUCAAUUUUAUUAUUGACUUAGUUUUCUUAAAUCGCUCAAUUUUCGCGAUCCUCCAAAAGGUUUUGGCAGUUGGGGUCUGGUGAUUGCUUUGUUGCUACGCCAGGCCGGCAGACAGGGACCAGGUGGUCCGUACCUGGGUCUCCAUGUAUUGAGCCCAAGAAUCGGGAUGUGUUGUAUUUUUAGCUACCUACUAGAAGUGUUUUUGGGGUUUGAACAAAGCCUGUAAUUUGUAAAUACUUAAUUACCUAUUUAUUUUUAGGUAGAUUAACUAUUCAAUUGAGAGAUGUGAUUAUAAAAAUUACUUAUUGAUAAUUUUAUAAAAGGUUCAAAACCGCGAUCUUGGGUCGUUUUAAUCUCAGACUCGAGAAUUUGAUCGAAACGUUUAUACUCUUUCACUCGACAUGAAAAUAUGAAACAUAAGGCGUCUAUUAGAUAUAAUUUUUUCGAUGAUAUAGAGAAAUUACUUGCGAAAUAUAGAAUGGAUACGGUAAUAUCAAUUGAUUAUAUGAAUUAAAUACUCGGUUGGCAUGGACCGCCCUCGGGAAUCUUAAGUCGGAAUGUUAGGACGCAUGUUGAGCUAGACCAGUGAUUUUUAACGUGUGGGUCGCGAAACCCGAUGAGGGGGGUCGCAGUAACUUUGAAAGUUUAAUUUUUAGAAGUAACUGCGACCUUCUUAUAUAGAUAGGCUUUUGAAGUAAAAAAAACAAUUUGAAAAUGGUCUAUGGAUUCGAUACGGAACGAUUGUAAUGAGUCUAUGGUUGUAACAUAAAAAUUACAAGUAAGUAAUAAACAUCGGAAGGUAGGCAGUCGCCAAAUAUUUUUCCAUACUAAGAGAACCGCGCCAUGCAUAAGGUUCAAAAACACUGAGCUAGGCCAACCAGACUCGAGGGGCAUCCAUAUCAUGCCAAGACGUCCAUAAUAUAUGUAUGCCAAAAUAAGUACAAUAUAGGUACUAAUGAUUUUAAUCAAGUUCUAUCUAACUCAGCUGUGUUUAUUUUAGUAUUAGAUAAAAUAUUUUUAAUUUUUAUUAUUUUUCUAUUGUAAAUAAUACUUAUGUAAGAAGAAUAAAUAUUUUUUUAACGACGAUGUAAAGUAGAAAGCAAAUUCAAAAUAAAAUAUAACGAAAUCAAAUAUAAUACUUAUACCGACAUAAGUACCUACAUUAGUUAAGUGGAACCAUUUAAACGUUUAUUCUAAAGUUCAUCUAUUCUAAACUUCAUGAUUCUAAAGUUUUGAUUUUAAUGUAAAUAAGUAUGUGAGUUAACUUUGUUAAUAGGUAUGUAAAAAUUGAAAUUAAAAAUUGUUCUGAAACGGCAUUAAUAGGUUUAAUGUGAGACUGUGAUGUGAUGAUAAUCUGCAACAGAACAAAAUUUGUAGUUAUCUUCGAUUUUAUAAGUACCUCUCUAGAUUCAAUUUUCGAUUUGUGAAUGGCUGGAAAAUGGUCCGUGCUAUCUAAAUCGGUCCAUAGUUUUCACCGAGUUUCAAUAUUAAAUGUAUUUGUAAUUUGUCAUCCUCAUUUUGCAAAUUAGCAACUUUGCUAUUUGUAAAAAAUGGCCAUAAUAUGCCCGCUUUCCCUCCGUGGACGAAACGUAACGCCUAUCCAAUUUUGUCUGUAAUAUUUAACAAAUAACUAAGUAAAUUUUGAAAAAUAGCGUUGUGUUAAAUAAUUACCCACAGAUAAUAACAGAUAGAUUGAAUAUUGAAACCGGACGUUAAAGUAUGCUAGUUUAUGACUUUGCAAUGCAUGUAUUUGUACAUAGUUAUAAGCUUAUUAAAAAUUAAGGCUAUGUUUCAGAAACGUUCAGAACGUUCUGAUCUCUUUUAGACGAUCGGUGUUAUAUUCCUUUUAAACGAAACUCAAUUCUCUUGCUUUAGGUGGAGUUGAAAACUCAUGUUUUAUUUGCUCAAUUGAAAAGCAAUUUAUUUUUAAAACGCGUAUAAAUCGCAGUGCACAUUAGGCUGAAUCAAUUCUUGUAUCUUUUUAGUGUAUUUUCCACAAAGGCCUAAAUAAUAACAGCAUAUUCUGGUUGUUUGUAAAGGAUGCAUCGGUGUAUCAUCUAUUUUGCGUCUAAGACCUCGUCCAAGAAGUUCACGUAUACACGCGCGUACGUUGCGUCCAGAAAGAGAGAACGCGCGAGCAUUCAAGCCACUCCAUUUGUGUGGAUGCAACCUAGUAACUCGAACGACGCCGAUAUUCGCACGAGUCACGAGUCCGGCGUACUACACGCGAUUUACGCUCGUAUUAUAAAUUCGGGCGAUGUUUGUGGACGCGAUGUAUUCGCGCCCAGUACAACGUAGUGAUUAUAUUCUCUUUGCCCAGUACCUCACCAACGUGCGUUGCAAAACGAUUUGUGCAAAACGAUUCGUGGCGAACUUGCUUCUUUUCUGAACAAGGUCUUACUAACGAUCAAAGAUUAAAAAAGUUAAAAAAAAGUAGGGCAUUCGCGGCCAGGAUACGAUAAACUAAAACGAUACAAAUGACGCAGCCUUAAGUUAAGGAUUGUGAAGCUACCACGAAGUACAAUAACUAGAAGUUAGAGUAGGAUACUGCGUUACCGGUGUCAAUUAUGUAGAAAAUACAAAAUUUUUACUUUAUUAUUAUCUGUAAAUAAAAAUAAUUUAUUGCAGAAAUAUUAAGCGUCAUAUUUUUUUUUAGUAGACGCAAUUAGCAUAGAAUAUUUUCAUUCAUUAAAGGUGCAAUCUAAAUUAGGUACUACUUAAUGGAACAACACACUUGAAACUCUUUCAUACUUCUACGUACUACGUACUAAAUUGGACAUUGCGAACAAAAAUUGUAUUACCUAGGUACUUAUUUUACUUGUUCUAUGAAACAGUAUAAAUUAGUUUUGACAUUAGGCUGUGGGCAUCCUAUUAUGCAAAAGCGAUUUGCAGUCCGCAUAAAUGGUUCGAACUGAGCAGUUUAGUACGUAGAGGUCCUUGCUUUUAUAUUAAUUCACUACUUCUUGAUUUAACCUAUCUACUUAGGAUUAUAAUAAUUAAUUUAUGAUACCUUGGGGAUCAAAUUAAGCGAACUUGAUAAAGUAUUUACUGAAUAUACCUACUUAAUAUCUUCUUUGUAGCAGCAACGUUUACGUACGUUAAAGCAUUUACCUCUUAAUCAUAGAGUAGGUAGAUAAUAUUAUACAUUCCAAUCUCUAUGUACACUCAGUCCGUUGGUAUUGAAUUUUACACUUUUAUUCUUUAUUUAUUUGUAUUUAGCGAGAUGUGUUUUUAUUUAUUUACCUACUUACUUUAUCAUGUUUAUUUUUAUUUAUUUCAUUCAGUAAAAACCUUCCCUGUCUACCUGAAUAAUGACUUAGUUUGAAAUCUUGCCUCGAUUUUUUUGUGAUUUAUUUUUGUAAAUAAUAUUAUAAAGAUGAAGAUCAUAUUCUUGCCCAUCUUACCAGUAACUUAUCUUAUCAUGAAUACAUAUUAAACUUAUUCUUUGUAUUUAUUUAUUUUUAUGAUUAACUUACCCUAAUUUUUUCGUAAAACAACAAAAUACUAUAUAAAAUGUUCUUUCGAUAGACAGACAAUGAUGACUAUAGGUACCUACUAUUUGUAUUAUUGGUGUUAUAAUCGCGAGAAUGAAUCUCAUUGCGCCAUUUCUUAUGAAUUUCUUUUAUUCGCUAUUCCAGUAUUCUUGUAUUUAUAUAUAAAUCAGUCUCUCUGUAUGAAAAGCUUGUGUAUGAGCCUGUCAAAUAUUAUGUGCUCAAAUUUUUAGAGUGUGCAUGAUGUAAAAGCAAUUAAGCGGAAUCUAUCGAACGCGCCCCAUACAAACGAAAUUUACUUCUUAUUUGAAUAGUAACCAAACGUUCUAGAUUAAUAAGGAUUUUCUUUUACCCUUUAGAGUCCGUGUAAUUUUAAAGAAAAUCACAGAAGACAGACAUUAGUUUCCUAGAGCGUGUCUACAUUUGAGUUGGAUCGGUAUCAUCCCAUAAGCAAAAUUUUGCGACUUUUGGAAGCUUUUAAUACAUCGCGGAAAAGCGCAUAUGGUUCAAUACAGUAAAAAAGUUUUGUUUUUC